This is a messenger RNA of Thlaspi arvense, 570 nucleotides long. The record is from the annotation of a GenBank genome assembly. NCBI's taxonomy places the organism in Eukaryota, Viridiplantae, Streptophyta, Magnoliopsida, Brassicales, Brassicaceae.
AUGGCGUCGACGACUUGCGCAAGGGAAGUGCAUUACAGAGGAGUAAGGAAGAGACCUUGGGGUCGUUACGCGGCGGAGAUUAGAGAUCCUUGGAAGAAAACUAGGGUUUGGUUAGGCACUUUCGACACUCCUGAAGAAGCCGCUCUCGCUUACGACGGCGCCGCCCGUUUCCUCCGUGGAAUCAAAGCCAAGACUAACUUCCCUUCUCCUCUCUCCCUCGAUCUCAACCACAACCCUUCAGCUCCCUCUGCCGUCGCCGCCGCCGCAGAGAACCACCAUUACCAACACCAACACCGUCGAAACCUCUGGUCUUCCGCACAUCCUCCUCCUCCUCCGAUUCCUGACCACCACCAGCACCACCGAAUCUUUCUCCGAACCGGUGUGCUCAACGAGAAAACUUCCGAUCUCCCCUCUAUAGAAGCGCCGCUUUACUUUGCCCCCUCGCCUGUCGCUGCCACGUCAUCGCCUCGUGUGGUUGGGUUUCCAAUGAUGAGUUCCUCUACUUCCUCCCCUACGGUGAGACGUGGGUUAUCCAUUGACCUCAACGAGCCGCCGCCGCUUUGGCUGUGA